Oryza brachyantha (malo sina) is the source of this 1780-nucleotide messenger RNA. Its product is annotated as transcription factor bHLH133-like. Gene Ontology annotation, cellular component: nucleus. Gene Ontology annotation, biological process: regulation of transcription by RNA polymerase II. The coding region runs from base 13 to 1425 and encodes 470 amino acids. Gene Ontology annotation, molecular function: RNA polymerase II cis-regulatory region sequence-specific DNA binding; DNA-binding transcription factor activity, RNA polymerase II-specific; protein dimerization activity. The record is from RefSeq and is a predicted model, not a curated record. The transcript is spliced from 7 exons. NCBI's taxonomy places the organism in Eukaryota, Viridiplantae, Streptophyta, Magnoliopsida, Poales, Poaceae.
CGAACCCAUGCGAUGCAUCUGCACGCCGGCGCAGUGCAACUCCAGUAUUUCAUGCCCCAGCAGGGAGCCGCCGCCGACUCGGCUACCGCGUGCAGCGCCUCCACUUCGCCGGCCGCCGCCACCACCAUGUGGGAGUAUCACCAGCUGGCACACCCGGCCUUGCAGCCCUCCUCCUCCUUUCCCUACAGUUACUGGAGCCCCUACUCCGGGUCGACGACGACUGCGACGGCGCUCCUCGCCGGCUCAGCCUUCGCCGCCGACUCCUCGUCGACCGACGUCAUGCGGCUCCAUACCGGCGAGCACGCCCACGGGCACGGCUGGAGCCACGGCGAACUAAGCAACAGCACCACCGGCUACAGGGAGAACUUCCUCGAUCUGCUCGCGUCGAAGAACGUGACGCCUGAAAUGUUCGAGGAAGUCCCUAUAACCGAGCACUACAACGUUGCAACGGCGCGGGCGUUCGAUGCUCGCUCCGACGACGUCUCGCCGAUCAAGUACGAGAUCUCCGGUUCGCAGUUGUUCUUGGGAGGCGCUACUACUAACACCGCCGGCCUCCAGGUCCAGGAGAUGAGCAUGAUGAGUGGCAUGCCGGCAUGCUACGACGACGCUGAACACCACCAUCAUCAGCUGACGAAGGAAGGCAGCAGCAACCAGCAACAGGCCGAGCUUGCAAUUAACCCCAUGGCUUCCUUUCUGCAGCAAAUAAGCUCCGGCAGUGCUAGUAUUGGCGUGCACAGUAGCCUGGAUUAUUCAGCCUUGGGAGAGCCUGACAAGAUUUGCCAGGACAGCCGUGAAAUGGAGGCUAGUCCUUUCAGCAUGAGGAGCUUGCCGGAUCUUGGGUCAUUCGCCGGCUACACGUCGACCAUAGAGUCGACGUCGGUGCAACCAUACAUGAGAUGCGCCAAUUCGUCUGACAGCAAUCGACAAGAGCAGGAGACAGUGCCGGCAAGGAGUAGUAGCAGCGGCAGUGCAGCGGCCACUGAUCGUAAGAAGAGGAAGUCAGAGGAAAGGCAGGAAAGCACCGGUAAGAAGUCCAAGCAAGAGGCUUCCAAAGCAUCACCUCCUAAGCAACCAAUUCCUAAAGUAAAACUGGGGGAGAAGAUCACAGCACUGCAGCAAAUCGUUUCGCCGUUUGGGAAGACGGACACAGCAUCGGUACUGUUUGAAACGAUCAAGUAUAUCAAGUUUCUGCACGAACAAGUACAGCUGCUAAGUGAGCCGUACACGAACUCCAGCAGAAGCAAGGGCAACAGCGUCGUCGUUCCAUGGGGAGAUCAGGCAGAGGCGAGCAAGGGAGAAACGGGGCAUGAUCUGAAGAACAGGGGGCUUUGCUUGGUGCCUGUGUCGUGGACGCCGGAGGUGUACCGAGACGGCACCUCGAUGGACUACUGGACGCCGGCGUACAGGGGCUGCCUGUACCGGUGACGUCUAAUUAACUGUAGCUGCCAGCCAUGCAAGUUUCUUCCGAUGAUCGAUCGGUGUGUGUGUGUAGCUCAGUAGCUGUGCGGCGCACGACGGUUCCUCGAUCGUCCCCGGAUUAAUUACGUAGGGGAGGCCGGCCGGGUUAAUGAUCUGCUUUAUCUACGUGGUGCUUUGUGUUUCUGGAUUAGCCUGUAAUCUGUUUGCUAAUUAAAGCUUGCUGAUUUGUGAUGUGUGCUGCGGAAGUUAAUGAUCUGAAUGACUGAAUCGACUUUAGCUGCUGACAUUUCUGCUGGUAUUGUAUCAGAGUAAUAACGCUAUAGUUCAUUACUCCAUUGAACAUUUGAGAGCUAAACCACGA